AUGGCAACAGUUCCGGGGAGUGAAAAAUCCAAGCGAGCCAAGAUCUGCUUCCAGUGCCGCAACAGAAAGGUAUUCCCAAUGAGUGGAACUCGGGGGACGCCCUGCCGAUCCCUCUUCCUGCCUCUGCUGACGCCCACUAACACCAGGUCCGCUGCGAUGGCACGGUCGGUGGCUGUGAGAACUGCAAAAGGCUCGAUUUCGCGUGCUCUCUUGGCCACGACUCUUCCGACACCUCUCAACUCGCCCUUGAUCCGACGCUCGCUCGCCGUCGUGCCGCCAAAGCCUGCAUCGCUUGUCGCGAUAAGAAGUCGAGAUGUACUGGAGAGACACCAUGAUCCCGAGGGAUUCGCGACCGAGACUGUUGAGCCGAUAAUCAACAAAGGCCUCGAAACAUUAUCGACAUAUCGUGGAGUGGGCCAAGAUAGUAGAGUCCCUCCAUCGAGUGACUUUCUAAACAAAAAGGCCAUCAUUCGAGAGCAUAUAGAUGCCUUCUUCGAGCAUGUAUAUCCGAUCCCAGGAAUGGGAAUUAUUCAUCGCGCUUCUCUCAUGAGAACUUGGCUCGAUGGAAGCCACAACCCAAGGUUGCUACAGGCUCUAUGCGGUGUUGCAGCCCGAUUCACGGCUCUCUCACGACCAGCCAUGGCUGCUGAGGGUCAAAGAUGGCUAGAAGAAGCUGAAGCCCAUCUCUUGCAUCGAUCGACCGAGCCCCUGAGAACAGAUAUUGCGGCACUCAUACUGAUCGCGUUUGAUCACUGCGCCUCGCGAAGAUUCCUCAGGCAUGUUGGGACUUUGGCGUGCGUCACGAAGCUUGCUUUUAUUAUGAGACUGAACAGAGAAGACCCGAAUGCGGGAUUCGCGCCCCAGGAGUGGAGGAGAAGGUUGACGUGGGCGUUAUGGACUAUGGACACGUUAGCCCUCAACUCCGCUGAUGAAGAUAGCGAUACGUUUAACAAUGCCACAACAGCCGGAACCGAUACUGUCGCUGGCUUGGUGCAGACCUUUGAACGAGAACUGGAUCAACACGUUGCCACUUUACCCGACAACUACACUAUGAAUAGUCGGAAUCUCUACAGCCGACUUUACUUGCCCUCGCGCACAACAUUUGUUAUGCUCCACGUCUGGUAUCAUCGCACAUAUUGUGAUCUCUACCACUUGGUGAUGGACAAGAUGUCAGUAGGGGUUCAACCCCGAUCGACCACUGAGCCUAGUUCGUCCACACUGGAGCGGUAUGGACACUUCUAUCUUCAACACGCAGCGUCCAUGUCGGAUCUCUUCUCCACGCUAUUACAGGCCGAUGAUUCAGUCUGCAUUACUGACCCAUCUCUGGCUAACUGCUCUCUCGCCGCUGCGCAAGGCAUAUUCUUUUCGCAACAUUGGACUGGAAGUUUAUUGACCAAUGAAGAGCGAAGCCAACGAGUUCGACACUGCGCGUCAAUACUAGAGAAGCCUGCUGAAGUGUACCCCACGACAAGACUGGUCAUGGCGGAUAUCCUUGAGCUCCAUGCUCGCCUUGCCCAAAACCAACCUUUGGAAGAGCAUAACAGGCUGCCGUUUAGCACGAGCUACAACGUCGCUGAUGAGAUCUCUCGACUUCGAUUCCCGGCUGAGGAUCCUGAUCUGAGACAGAACCCAAGAACACGCAAACCCAGUACUUCAGCCGUCCGAAAUGAGCAUGCUCCAACAGAAAGACUGAGAAUGGAUGGAGGCUUAAACCCAAGUAUGAUGGAAACAUCAGAUACCCCCUCGAUUCCUAUACUAGAGGCACCCAUAGCCGACCCAAUAACAAGUGACUUGUUCAACUAUCGGGAAACCCUCAUGGACGUCGACCAAAUGGAGCAAGAGAUAUGGUCCAUGCCAGGCUUUGAGAUGGUUGAUGUAGGGUUGAGUUGGUUAGAUAGGAGUGCACAAUUGAGGCCGUUUGAACUCACAAGCUUGGAUCACUACAAAAAGGACAGUCAUCGCCGUCAUGUGCUUAUCAGCAUAUCGUUUGUCAAGGACCUGAAGCCAAUUUUCUACCUUGAAAAGAAAUACUAUUUCUAA
Messenger RNA from Fusarium vanettenii 77-13-4, 2040 nucleotides. RefSeq lists its product as uncharacterized. Bases 1 to 2040 code for a protein of 679 amino acids. Gene Ontology annotation, cellular component: nucleus. Lineage: Eukaryota; Fungi; Ascomycota; Sordariomycetes; Hypocreales; Nectriaceae. The transcript has 6 exons. The record is from RefSeq and is a predicted model, not a curated record.